This is a messenger RNA of Xenopus tropicalis (tropical clawed frog), 1087 nucleotides long. It is a transcript of the gene v2ra26, whose product is annotated as vomeronasal type-2 receptor 26. Gene Ontology annotation, cellular component: membrane; plasma membrane. NCBI's taxonomy places the organism in Eukaryota, Metazoa, Chordata, Amphibia, Anura, Pipidae. Gene Ontology annotation, biological process: G protein-coupled receptor signaling pathway. The coding region runs from base 35 to 1087 and encodes 350 amino acids. The transcript has 2 exons. Gene Ontology annotation, molecular function: G protein-coupled receptor activity. The record is from RefSeq and is a predicted model, not a curated record.
AGAGUAAAAAUGAACCCUAAACUGUUUGCUUUUAAUGUUUAAGACCCCCACAUCAGUGUGCAUGGAACCGUGUUCUUCUGGUCACCGAAGAGCUCAUCAGAAUGGGAGGCCAAAAUGUUGCUUUGACUGUAUUCCCUGCUCUGAAGGGGAAAUUUCAAAUUAUACAGAUGUGGAAAGCUGUGUAAAAUGUGCUGAAGACCAAUGGCCGAAUCCAGCUAGGGAUCAGUGCAUUAAGAGAGUCAUUGACUUCCUGUCCUAUGGAGAUCUCUUAGGAUAUAUACUGUCUGGAUGUGCUUCAGUCUUUAUUGUUUUGACUGCUGCAGUGUGUUUGGUCUUUAUAAAACACAGAAGGACUCCUAUAGUUCGUGCCAAUAAUCAGAACAUCAGCUACAUCCUACUUAUGGCUCUUCUGAUGUCCUUCCUUUGCUCUUUCAUCUUUAUUGGACAACCUACUGGGGUUACCUGCAUGCUGAGACAGACCACGUUUGUGUUUGUCUUCUCUGUUGCUAUUUCUUCAGUUUUAGGAAAAACAAUAAUGGUUUUAAUUGCUUUUAAAGCCACAAAAAUAGAAAAGAUGUUUAGAAUGUUGGGAAGAAUGAACAUUUCAGUGGGAGUGGUUUUUAUUUGCUCAUUUGGGGAAUUUGUAUUAUGUGUAAUUUGGCUAAUAUUAAAUCCACCACAUGUAGAGUCUGAUAAUAAAACUGUACCAGGAAAAACAAUUCUACAAUGUAAUGAAGGUUCAAUCAUAAGUUUCUAUCUGGCGGUUUCAUACAUUGGUGUAUUAUCCCUUAUUAGCUUUGCUGUCGCUUUCAUUGCUCGCAAGUUACCAGACCGUUUCAAUGAGGCGCAGCACAUCACCUUCAGCAUGCUGGUGUUCUGCAGUGUCUGGGCCUCCUUCAUCCCAACAUACCUGAGCACCAAAGGCAAACACAUGGUUGCAGUGGAGAUAUUUGCCAUCCAGGCCUCUGCAGCAGGACUGUUAUUGUGUAUAUUUACUCCAAAAUGCUACAUUAUUUUGCUAAAACCAGACCUCAAUGUUAAAGGAAAGCCUACUGCUAAAAUACAGUCUGAAGGCAAGGGCAACUAA